CAGUGACAAAAAAAACUAACGUUAUCGAGUAUAGAUAAAACAAAUAUAAUAUAAACCCUCAGAAACUUUCUGAAUUUGUGCAAGUGUGAAAUAGAGAAAAUAAUGAAAAACAUAUUUAACAGACCCCAGCAAGAGUUCAUGUGAUGAGAGAGAAAAGUAGCGCUUGGAACAGAACACUUGAUUUUUUUUGCCUACACAACUACAAGAAUCAAUAUACAGUGCCUGAGAAACCGCAGUGAAAAGUGAGAAAACAAAAGCAAAGAAAAUUGAAUUAUUUACUUUAAAUCAGAGAAUACUUGAAAAACAAUCACUCAAACAUCAACCCACAACCUCGAAGCACAACAGCGUAAAAUUCCACAAAUAAAUCGAAACCAUCCAUUCCACCCCUGAUACCAUAAGUCCGGGAGUCACACAUCAAUUGAAAUCAAUUACACAAGAAUAGGCGUAACACGACAUUUUUUAAAAUAAUCCGCUACCAGUCGAAGUUAUGCAGAAAACAGCAAUCUCAAUACGCGUGGCCAUCCAGCAUCUCCCAAGAGGCGAACGACAAUGCAUCUCAAUUAAAUGCAGUCGUUCAAUAUAGAUCCAGUCACCAGUCAAUUGAGCGUGUGACGCGUGAGGAUAAAUUUAGAGCAUCCACGCUACCCGCACGCUGUAAUUGAGUAACACGCUAAGGUCCCAUUCAGUCGCUCGUCACAAUACAGCUCGAAAGGCAGCAGCUCGGAGAUAACGAGACGUUCGCAGUGACUAUGAUAUUUGCAUACAGAUUGAUGACCGGCUCCGCUCGGCCCCUAACCUGCGGACGAUACUUGGUAUUGUGGAGCCACUACGGCGAACAGCUGGAUUGAACGGCCACGUUCGGAGACCGAAGGGAGUGAAAGUGGUAUCAUUCAUUUGAGCAACCCGGACGUUGGCAACCAAACAACCAACUUAGCAGAGCCAUUUUCAACCAUCGAGAAUCGCAGAAACUGUUUUCUAUAUUUAGCCCUAACCCUGCCAGCAUAGAGCUAGAGUAAACUGCAUCGUCUGAAACGUGUAUUGAAGCUCCCACUAGCCGUUGUGUCGUUGGGUGCGCUUCAAUGAAUCCAAUUCAGCAAUUGGUGCAACCGACAACGACAACAACGACGACGACAGUGACCGAAACAUCAACCGGGGGAUAGCGCGACGUGUUGGAACUUCGGUAUUGCGGUCGUGUCCUUGAAAACUCGCCACGUGGCUGAUGAGAAAACGAGGAGGAAAUUGACCGAAAGUAGUCAAGUCAUCAACGGGAUGGAGCACAAUCUUCUAAGACAACCGUCCAGAGAGGAAGCGGGAGUGCAACAAAGCGAAGGAUCGGUAACCCAGAGGAACCGAAGCGAAUGUGAUGAAGAGAUCUGUGAUAGAAUCAACAUUGUUACCAAUAACGAACGUUUAGUAAUGGAUAGUAUAGAACGUGUUGCCGAAGGCAAACUUGGAUUGGAAAUCGACGCCGGAAGCAUCAGCCGACGGCGGUCAUCGCCGUCGUACAAUAAUCAGGCCCUAACCUGCAACCGGAAGCUCGUGACAGCAUCUUCGUUACCGAACGGUGUCAUCGAAAGUUGCAGCGGUUCCGUGCAGCGACUCGACAAUUGUGUCGAUUCGGAUGAAAUUAGUAAUUAUCUUAGCAUAAACAAUAGUCGUAGCAGUAGUUGUUGUGAUAUUCCAGAGGAAACCUCGCCUAUGAUAAGUGCAAGACGGAGAAGCGGAAGUGGCUUCGAAGAUGAUUUGGAAACUGGAGCGCUGGUACACCGGAGAACGGUGCAACUGCAGCAGCAAAGCCGGCGCCAUCAGUCGGACUCGUCCGAUUGUUGUGACAUCGAAAUCGAUACCGGUGCUGAGGAGGACGAAGACGAAGACGAUUCGAUGCUGACGUCGACCAAUUCUGCUGCGACGACAGCUACAGUGGCGUCCAACAAGUCGCAACUGAACGUUCCGGAUGUUCCGGCUGCCCAGGACACUAGUGUUAAUAUUGUUGAUAACCCUGUUAGUGAUAGCAACGAAGAUAGUGUUAAUCAGGUGCAGAAUGGCGGCACUGGUGGGGCGCCGCCGCACACUAAAAUAACAACGACGCCUUCGAAUCUAAGCAAUUGUAGUGGACUGCCAACAGUGACCGUGGUGCAGCUAAAACAGAAACAAAAUCUCAUCUACUUCCUACGGGUGAUCUUCAAUCAUUGCAAGAGUUCCGGUAUCGGUGAGCCCAGCGUGUACCAUGCCUUAGUUGUAAUAUUUUUGGAAUUUUUCGCGUGGGGUCUGCUAACGAUGCCCGUGAUAAAUGUACUGAAUCAGACCUUCCCCGAUCACACAUUCCUGAUGAACGGUCUAGUGAUGGGCAUCAAGGGGAUUUUGUCGUUUCUAAGCGCCCCGCUCAUCGGUGCACUGUCCGAUGUGUGGGGCCGAAAGUUUUUCCUGCUGAUAACAGUGUUCUUCACCUGCGCCCCCAUACCGCUGAUGUCAAUCAACUCAUGGUGGUUUUUCGCAAUGAUCUCAAUCAGCGGAGUAUUCGCUGUUACCUUUUCGGUGGUGUUCGCUUACGUAGCCGACGUAACAACCGUGGAGGAUCGAUCCCGGGCCUAUGGUCUGGUGUCAGCCACAUUUGCUGCUAGUUUGGUCAUUUCACCAGCUCUAGGCGCCUAUCUGAAUGACAAAUAUUCAGAACCUCUUAUCGUAGCUUUAGCGACAGCGAUCGCAGUCUUAGAUGUAUUUUUUAUCCUAGUGGCAGUGCCAGAAAGUUUACCGGAGAAAGUUCGGCCCAGUUCUUGGGGAGCGCCAAUUAGUUGGGAACAGGCUGACCCCUUCGCUGCAUUACGAAAGGUUGGCUUGGACCAAACCAUUCUGAUGCAGUGCGUUACAGUAUUACUGUCCUACUUGCCAGAGGCCGGACAAUAUUCGUGUAUUUUUGUUUAUCUGAAGCUGAAAAUGCACUUCAGUUCGGUGGACGUGUCUAUCUUCAUUGCCGUAGUCGGAAUACUAAGCAUACUAGCGCAGGUUGUUUUAGGUGAUUUAAUGAAGGUACUUGGUGCUAAGCGUACUAUAAUAAUAGGAUUAUUAUUUGAAAUGCUACAACUGCUGUGGUACGGUUUCGGCAGUCAAACCUGGAUGAUGUGGGCUGCCGGAAUCCUAGCGUCUCUCGCGUCAAUUACUUAUCCAGCCAUCAGCGCAUUUGUGUCGAUACACUCAAACCCUGACCAACAAGGUGUUGUUCAGGGUAUGGUGACGGGAAUGCGCGGCCUAUGUAACGGGCUGGGCCCGGCCAUGUUCGGUGUCAUCUUCUACGUGUUUCACGUGGAUCUGAACGACGACCACAACGGGGUGGCCGCCAGUUUGAAUGGCCAUUCGGCGGCGGGAAGUGCCAUCGGGGGCAGUGCCCUGGGCAGCUUGGAUGGGAGCAAAUUCGUGCGAAACGAAACGCUGCACGGGCUGGGCGGCAGCCAUCAUAUAAUCGAGGACGAGUACUCGCAGCUGAUGCCGGGCCCACCGUUCGUGUUCGGUGCACUGAUGGUGAUAUGUGCGAUUGCAGUGGCGGCAUUUAUUCCGGAAGCGCCUAGCGAUAACAUCCGGCGGCCUUCGGGUGAGAAAAAAAAAUCGGACUAUAGGAGCCAUGACAAAUUUUCUGUGCUUAUUGGCGAAUGAUUGAGUCAAAGUGUAAGAGACUAUCAGUGGACGUGGACUACGAGUACGAACGGGGCCGAAAGGUAGCUGGACCACUGUCACCCCUGAUGCACCAGGACUCGGCUCAGCUAUAGUUUUUCCUGUAAAUGCCGAAAGAAUAGCACCAAGCAAACGAACUAAGUUUGCUAGCCAAGCUGAAAUCAGACUAAUAUCACUCAUCUGGAGGAGCAACAGAAGCAUCUGUAUCUAUCACCACGCCACCGCCAACCGCGAAACCCCAUCAUUGGACCUGCAAAGUUUAACUUCUUUUUUGGAAACGAAAGUUAUGUAAAUAUUCAUAUUUUAGUUGUUUGUUAAGGUGAAACUGGAUAGAAUCCUUUUUACCAAAGGAAACUUUUAUUUUAUCUUUGUGUAAAAUGAGAAAGUUCUAUAAAGUUCGACCGAAAUUGGUUGAGAUUUACAUCAUUAAAGCUACCAAUUUUGGAUUCUAAGAUGUUUCCCUUAUAAAAUGAAGAAAGAAAUACGUGUGAAUUUAAAAAUCACAUGGUUUAAUACAUUGAACCAGACGUUUGUAUGUUUCCGCUGGAAAUAAACUCUAAUUCCAAUAUACCACUAGUUUGUUUGCGAUAGAACAAUACACGAAGCAGAUUUGUAUACGUGCUUGUGAUUUGUUUCCUAGUGCGUCGUUUGUUUGUAACACUAGAAUCGAAAACAACAAAGUUUAUAUUUAAUCGAUUAGGAAUGCUAAGCUUUAAAUUUCAACUAGAUUCUUCAGUGCAAGUCAGGCAGAUCUUUUAUCAAAUGAGAAGUGAACAAUCAUUUUUUAGCGUUGAAAUGAUUGAUUCGUUAAAGGGUUGUACCAACGAUGAUGUGAAUUAUUUUUGGUGUAAUUUAUCAAGGAAUGAUAACAAUGAGGACAAUGCCAUUAGUCUAGUCAGCGAAUUUAUUUCCUGUCGUUUAUUAUGCAUUAUGCAGGUAUUCAAAGGAUUUUUUAUUUAUAAUUUAUAUGAUAAACAUGCAAUUUAAUAAAGAAUUGGACAGAUCGAUGGAAAAAAAGUAUAUUGAAAUCCACAAAUGAAACAUUGUUUUUGAAGAAGGAAACGUGCGAAUGUGUAAGCGACAUAUUGCUACCUACCUAAAACUACUAAAACGAAAGAGUGAUAAUAGAAUUGUAAGGUGUACUACCGUGCCGGUGGCAAACGGUUGGAUUUAUCAAAAUAAUCCAAGGCCCGAACGACAAAGAGGCAAAAAGGAAUAAGCUCGAAAGGAUGCAGUUGUUAGUAAUUAUUGGGCGAAACAGACUGGUGGAAAAUAAAUGCUUAAAAAGACUUGAUUUUUCGAGCUGAGUAUAGAGUGGCGCAACCUUUUUUUUUAGUUAUUACUUUUUUCAAUUCAAACAGAUGACACUACCUCAAAUUAUUGUACGCUUGUAGACUUUCAUCUAGAAGAUUCGGUCAAAAGAAGUAGUAAGCAUCAUUAUUAUUGGCUUGCCACACAAAUGUUCAUCGAUGCUUUGUGCAAUCGUUUUGACGCAUCUACGUGUUUUACGAUUGAUUGCAUGAAUUAUGAAGGAAUUACGGCUUUGAUUACGGGCUUUCCAAUAAGUUGAUUUAAUCGAAAUCUUAAUUCCUUGUUUGUUGAUAAUGUAAUGUUGUUGCUUAUUAUUCCGUUUGACGAAUACUUGUGUUCAGUUUUUGAGGCUAUUUCAUAAAAAGUUCUUCGUAUGUAAUAAUAUUCUUUGUAAACGGAUACUUCGAAUGCACAUUAGGUGAAUAAUUUGUUAGGAGUGUUUCUAAUGCGGAUCACAGCUAUAAAGUUAUUUAUUGAUAUACCAAGUUUCAUUGGUCAUUGAGAAAGCAAGCGUUAGAGAUCUAUUUUAAGAAUUUUAUAUUUUAAUUAAAUCCGACACCGUUCAAAAUCAUUGGCCAGUAUACUGCCCAUAAAUUCAUAACAGUCCCAUGUUUGCUUGAUUUCCUAUCUUCAUGGGACUGUUAUGAAUUUAUGGGUAGUAUAUAGAAACUAUAUUCUCUUGUUUUUAUCGGAAGCUUCAAAUAAUGGUGAUUUCUACAUGUGAUUCAAUAACACUUUUGGUUAUUGCACUCAAUAUAGCUUAUUUUACAAGAAGAGUUCACUCUUGUGCCUGUGAUGAUAGUAUUCGUUUGACUCAAAUAGCAUGCGUUCUUCAUGAUCAAGUGGUUUGUUGCAAAGUAUUGAAAAUGUGCUUCGUUUGUCUGUACAUGAGUGAAUAUCACUUGAAACAUAAACGUUGAUCUACAUUGGAAACACUUAGGGGUUUACAAUAAAAAUUUGCAAAUUGGUAAGGAUUAUGAUGGCUUAUAUAUUUUUUCUUGCCGUAGUAAACGCAAGGAAUAAAACUGAAGCCGUUUUUUAUUACCCAAAUGUUUAAAAAAUAAUAUCAUAAAUUAAGAGAUAUUUGAAAUUUUGUCUGUAGAAUGGUGCAACCUCCCGCAUUUUGCUACCGCCAAUAAUCCCUCGAAACAAAUGAGUAUGCUGCAGAGAGAUGUCCUGCUGCGUCGAACAGAAAAUAGUAGUCCAAAGAUUAUUAAGAAAUAGUUAUCUAUAAAAAGAAGAAUCAACUGGCAACACUAGUGAAUAAUGAACUGAACAAUGAGAAUUAAUCUUUAUUUGUAUAGUUCAAAAAACAUACAACAGCAAAUUAACAAUAACAGCAACUAGAACGCAAACACACAAACAAACCCAACACAAAAGUUUCUGAACAUCACUGUUCAACAAGUUCAACCGUAAGGGCUAUUUCCACUCGACACUGGUACCGGAAACUAAGAGUCAAGAUGAAGCGAGGCUACAAAACCAACACCAUCGUCGAAGACAAAGAGGAAACAGGAUGUUACAAAAUCCAUAUUUGAAUACAGGCAAAUCCACAUGGAACAGAGUUGUUGACAAUUCGUUAAAAUCGUUUAAUCAGUGAAGCGAUUUUGUUUUUGUUGAGUGAAAGCGCAGUAGACAACGAAUGGCAGAGCAAUCACAAAAACCAGGUUAAAAUGAAACCCAGAGAGAAUGUAAGAUGUAUGUAACCGAUAAUAAAUUGAGCAAGUGGAGAGAAGGAGUAAAAACAAAGUUGUAUAAAGUGAGACAAAACAGAAAAUCCCAGUAUAAACUACGAUAUAAUAGGUUUAUAAAUUAACAAUAACAGAAGAAAAGAGUGUAGUUUUGAGAACUGGAUUCGAGAUGUAAAAUAAAAUAGGAAACUGAAUGGGAUGAUUUCCGUUUUGCGGAAACCUGAGCUGGAAUGCUGUAAAAUAAAUUGACUACAGAAAGUCCAAAGUGACAUGGCUGAUUACA
This is a messenger RNA of Armigeres subalbatus, 6948 nucleotides long. Its product is annotated as hippocampus abundant transcript 1 protein. Gene Ontology annotation, cellular component: membrane. Gene Ontology annotation, biological process: transmembrane transport. The transcript is spliced from 13 exons. Bases 1270 to 3648 code for a protein of 792 amino acids. Lineage: Eukaryota; Metazoa; Arthropoda; Insecta; Diptera; Culicidae. Gene Ontology annotation, molecular function: transmembrane transporter activity. The record is from RefSeq and is a predicted model, not a curated record.